GGCGGCGACGAGAACGACGUGUGUGCGCGCGGCCACGACGGCAACGGCGACGGCGACGUACGACGUACGACGUGUAGCACCCCCGCGGCCGGCGCGGCCUUAUGAUUAUAUCAUAAAAUACGGUGCUCUUCAACUGACAACUGGCUACAAAUUACUUCUAGCCGAUUUUAAGAAAUUAUAUCCUGAUUACGAUACGCGAAUGUGGAGUAAAUGGACGGAGUUUGCAAGAAAAGCAUCAUUACUAUUGUCUUUGGAAGAUAAUUGUCACUUAAAUCUUUUCUUAAAAUUGGGACAUCUCUUUAGUCCAGUUCCUGUACCACUAACAAAUGGAAAGAGAUGGAAACCUACUACCCAGGAAAUGAUAAAUGGAUUCAUUCUUCAUGUGAAGGUAAUGAAUGAUUUGGUGCCAAAUGUAGAACGAAUUAGAAGCAGAGCUCAACACAUGAAAACCAAAAUUCAACCACUUGUUAUCGCUGUCGGACCUACUGUAUCACUGUGCAAGGAUUUUUAUGUAGUAAUUGAUAAGAACUAUUAUAGAUUUGAUAACAUUCGCACGGCAGUGGAUGUAUGUUUUAAAUGCGUACAUGCUUUGCAUGCCGAAUAUUCUCCUCAGAGUGAGGCUAUCUGGUAUUUUUUGCAAUUGGCAUUGUAUGACUUACGUACACAGUGGGACAAAACAAUACCUCAAGUGAGUAAGCAAUUAAAAUGUUUAUCCGAAAAAUAAUGUUUUUUAACUUGUUUUCUUUUGUAACAAGGUAAUAUUAUAAGUUUAAUAUUACAAAUUUUGGAAAAAUUUAUUAUUUUAUUUUUAUGGCUUUCUUGAUAUAUAACAUAUACUCUAUAUAAAUGACUUGAGUUGUCUCGUGAGAGAAUUAUUAUAUUUUAUUUACUAGUUUAUUUUAUUUAGUAUUCUUCGACAGUUUGUAAAGAAGCAGUUAUAGUUCCUUUUUCUUUAAUUUGGUUAAUGCAAGUUUUAAUUUUAAUACAUGGUCAUUGUGAUGAAUGUUAUCAUGUCUCGCUGUAUUAUAAAAGAUUGUAAGCAUGAUCCAUUUCCGUCCGUUAAAGCACUCUAUCUUCAUAUUCAAAUGAGUCAUCGAUGGCAUGUAAAUAAAAAAAUUAUGUGUCAAGAAGAAAAAUGUUGUAGAGAUUUUAAAGGAUGGCGUGCCUUUCGUAGACACUUGAUUUCAUUUCAUAAAGUUCCCGCCAUAUCACAUUCUACUAACAGAUCUGAAACAAAUCUAGAUAUUGAUUGUGGUAGCAUGCCUCAUGAUCAAGAUAUGAAGAUAGUCGCUGUAGCUGAUUGUCAGAAUGCGAUCAAUAGUGAUAAUUCCGAAAACGAUGAAAAUAUUUUGAUUACGGUACAAGACUUUGCUUUGUAUUUUAUAACUAAGCUUUAUGCCACUCCAAGUCUUCCACGUAGUAUUGUUCAAAACAUAGUGGAUGAAACCCAUGAUCUUCUCAAUAACAUUUCGUCACUUUUAAUACCUUCAAUUAGAAACAAUUUGGAAAAUGUGAUCUUGAGUGAAGAUGUAUUGACUGCGAUAGAGAAAGGAUUGGAAAUUCUUAAAGAACCUUUUAGAAAUAUGGAAACAGAAUACCAAAGACUGCAAAAAAUGAAGAACAGUGGACAUUAUAUAGAGGCAAUAGAUUAUAUAGUUGGAAGUCGCUUUGAUGAGAAGCUCAUUCAAGGUCAUAUUACAAAAGAUACGUGCGAUGUUAAAGCUAAGUUUAUACCUAUAAGGAAAGUUAUGC
Messenger RNA from Temnothorax curvispinosus, 1752 nucleotides. RefSeq lists its product as uncharacterized. Bases 200 to 724 code for a protein of 174 amino acids. The record is from RefSeq and is a predicted model, not a curated record. Lineage: Eukaryota; Metazoa; Arthropoda; Insecta; Hymenoptera; Formicidae. The transcript has 4 exons.